Molecule: messenger RNA, 639 nt
Organism: Turnera subulata
Lineage: Eukaryota; Viridiplantae; Streptophyta; Magnoliopsida; Malpighiales; Passifloraceae
Source: the annotation of a GenBank genome assembly
AUGGAAAGCGGGGUGGAAAAAGAGAUCGUGGCGGCGGCGACAAGGAAGAGAACAACAGCAGCAGGAGGAGGGGGCAUGGAUAACGACAGGCCCUACAAGGGGAUAAGGAUGAGGAAGUGGGGCAAGUGGGUGGCUGAGAUUAGGGAACCCAACAAAAGGUCGAGGAUUUGGCUCGGGUCUUAUUCGACUCCGGUGGCGGCGGCAAGGGCCUAUGACACGGCGGUCUUUUACUUGCGGGGGCCGUCUGCGAGGCUCAACUUCCCGGAGUUCCUGGCCGGGGAGAGCAUAGCUGGCGGGGCAUGCAGCGACAUGUCGGCGGCUUCUAUAAGGAAGAGAGCCACCGAGGUUGGAGCCAGGGUUGAUGCUCUUGAGACCGCUUUGAUUAACCACCACCACCACCAUCAUCACCAUCAACAACAACAACACAACCUUAACCACCACCACCGCCACCACCAGGAGGAGCAGUAUAAUCAAAAUAGUCACGGGGGUAGUAGUAGUGAUAAUAGUAUUCAAGAAAAUAACAACAACUCCAAAGCUAUUGAUACGACAGAGUUGAAGUCGUUCGUGGAGCGGGUUGACUUGAACAAGGUGCCUGACCCGGAGGAGUCGGAUGGGGAGGAGUGGGAGAGGAUGAAUUAG